Messenger RNA from Mirounga angustirostris (Northern elephant seal), 18155 nucleotides. RefSeq names its product zinc finger and BTB domain containing 25 (gene ZBTB25). The record is from RefSeq and is a predicted model, not a curated record. Gene Ontology annotation, biological process: regulation of transcription by RNA polymerase II. Gene Ontology annotation, molecular function: protein binding; DNA-binding transcription factor activity, RNA polymerase II-specific. Gene Ontology annotation, cellular component: nucleus. Bases 11228 to 12535 code for a protein of 435 amino acids. The transcript has 3 exons. Lineage: Eukaryota; Metazoa; Chordata; Mammalia; Carnivora; Phocidae.
CGGCCCGGCCCCUGUGGGCUGCUCCGGGCUCAGUCCCUCCCGCCGCGAGCCGCCCGGGGCGGCGGCCUGCAGCUGCGCCGGUCGCGGGACAGAUGCAAGUAGAUGGGGAGAGGGGUGUUUUGGUCCGUUUGACAUGUCAAUCAGGGCACUGGAGGAAAAUGGCACCCGCGAGUGAGCACUGGGCCGAGGAUGCCCAGAGCCGCCUUUCGCCGCCCGCAGAAGGCGGCUGCCGGGGCCUGACCCCGCGCGGGAACCCCCGACGGGCCCGCGGCGUUCCCCGGGCGGCCGCGCGAACCCUUCUCGCAAGUGGGCGGGUCUCCUGGUGCAAAUUGAGAGACGCUGCGGCCACUGUCCUCUCCCUUCCCCACCCCCGUUUGUGAUUACCCCGUUUCUGGGGCAGGAAGUUCCUCCCCCUCCAUAAUUCAUUUCUUCCUUUUUUCAGAUUAUAUUAAUCUCAUUCUGAGUAAAUCCAGUUUUUCUUUUUAAAGUUUGCCCGAUCGUUAACUGCUUCCCUAUCACUUGUUAUUUUGAGAAAUCAAGCUACUUAGGCAGCACCUAGCGCUGUACUUGGAAUUUGACAGCAGCUAACAUGUUUCAUAAAGUAACGCCCAUUUCCCCCCAGGAAAUUACAUUUGGCACUCAUUCUCUUGAGACUCAAGUUUUUUGGCAAAACUGUUGAUUCUCACAGGAUUUUGUCAAGUGUGUAAAGUACACUUUAGGAUGACAGACUUUAAAGCUGAAAGGGGCCUUACAGGAAAUCUAGUUCAUCCCUCUGUUUUACAGAUGAAGACACCCGGCCUAACGAACGUGUAGCUUGAUCGAAGCCCUACACUUUUUGAGUAACUGGACUCCAGGGCUCCAGGCCUUGGUUAUUGGGGUCUCCACCACACCAGGAGAGCAGUGCCAGUUUAACCCACUCACUGUAGAGACGGUCUGCCAGAGUGUGAAAUAUUCUCUUCGGUUUCCUUGGCUCCCUUCUAACACAGUGGUUCUUGACUGAGGCAUCAUAUUAGAACAAGAGCUUUUUAAAAAAGGAUCUGAGACUCACUCUCAGCAAUUCUGUUUGGCUUGGUCUAGAGUAGGACGCAGGCAUCACUACAACUCUACAUUGAAAGUUUCACAGUACAGUGGUAAGAGCUACUAUUUCAUGAUAAAAUGAUCUCUGCGAACAUUCUUUCUCUAGGUUAUAAAAUGUUAUCCCUCCAUAAUCAUCAUGUGAAAGUACCAUUAAAAAGUUAAAAUCAUUGUAUAAAGUCUGUUAUCACGUGGCACUUUGAAUAUUUCUGCUUUUACCUUUGUAUUUAUAGCCAUGAGUAAGUAUUUCAAAAAAGCUGUACAUAUUCCUCUGCCAACUUUUCUGUCUCCUUGUCUUAUGAUAAUUUAAUAAUAAAGUCACAGUGGUAGGAACCACAGAGAAAAUAUCUAAGACUGUUUAUUUUCUACAGGAACAGAUGUCCUACUCCUUUUGUCCCGUUUUUAUUAAAGAUUCUACAGCCCGAGAGAAUGAAAAGCUGUAUAUUCCAGGAUAUCAUCUGGCUACCAUAGAUCUGAGAGUCCAGUCUAACUAAUACAAAAGAUUUUUUUAAAUAAGUAAAAAUCAAAAGAUGUUAAAUUUCAAGUUAACUUUGAAUUAAACAAAAAUGGAUACUGGUAUAAAACUGUUCUAGGCUACUUAGUUUGAGCUAAUCCAGAGUUACUACAAUUUAGUUAGUAAACAAGGUUUUGUAGUCUCUCAAAUAUCAAUACUAAUUCUAUUAUUACAGUAUAAAUACCACUUUGAUAAUAGAUACAGCAUCUUAAGAUGAAGCACUCUUUCAUUUGGGCUCUCGUAUUUGUAAAUGUAAUAAAAUGAUAAAUUAUUUUUUUGCAACUUCUCUCACAUCUUAAAAUUUCCACCCAAAAUUCUUUUCUUUCCUUUUUUAAGAUGUUAUUUAUUUAUUAGAGCAAGAGAGAGAGCACGAGCAGGAGGGAGAGGGAGAAGCAGGCUCCCCACUGAGCAGGGAGCCAGAGGUGGGGCUCCAUCCCAGGACCCCAGGAUCAUGACCUGAGCCGAGGGCAGAUGCUUAACCAACUGAGCCACCCAUGUGCCCCUCCACCCAAAAUUCUUAAAUAAAACUUCUAAGAUCUUUCUGUAUGCAUAGGAAGCUUUAGCUAUUCCACAUACUAGAUAAACUAAUAUUGAUGGUAAAAGAAAGGAUGAGCAAAGGCUAUAUGAAAAACCUAGCUAAUAAGUUUACAAAGUAGGCUGUAUUAGAAAAUGUUUUUAAUAACUUUGUGUUGGAUUGGCUCUAUUGACAGAUAAAAUCUGGUUGUGUUGCCUUAAAAUGUCAAAGGUCUAUUACUAUACAAAGAAGUUUGAGUGAACCUAUUAUGUAUCUAAGUUGUGGUGUUUUUUUCUUUUAAGCAUUUCUGAAUUCGUUUCAUUUUAUAAACUUGGAAAAAUUUUCCCUUUAUUCAAUUCAAUAUAUUUGCAAAAUGUGCCAUUAGUAUGUAUGUUAAAAGUUUCAGAUGGGGGUUUUGAAGAAAGGGGAUGAGUUAAAAGUCAGACUUGAAGUACUACCAGCACCAUUUAAUGGCUAGUCGUCUGACUUUGGGUACCUCCCCCACCUUCUCUAAGCCUAUGGUUCCUCAACCAUAAAAUGGAACUAGUAUUGUACCUGCUCUGUUACCUCAUAGGAUUAAAAAAAGAUAGCACGGGGCAGAGAUUCUCAAAGUAUGGUAUGGCUCAGGGACCCCCCAGAGGUUCCUGAAACCUUUUCAGGAUCUACAAGGAUCUUGCUUUUGCAAGGGCAAGAUCUCUUAAUCUACUUGAAUCAAAACAGCUUGUGGCAACACAUUGAGCACAGAAGCAAAGAACCCAGCUGUACUUUUUAAAGUCAGGUAUUAAAGAAUACUGUAAAAUAUAAAACGAUGCUACCCUUCCCACUUACAAAAUAUAUGUAGUUAUUUUUUAGAAAAAAAAUUUAUGUUAAUAUAUAAUGGGUUUAUUGUUAUUUUAAAUGAAUUAAAAAUUUUAAAUGUCUCACUGUUAAUUUUUUUUUUUAAGAUUUUAUUUAUUUAUUUGAGAGAGAGAAUGAGAGAGAGCAUGAGAGGGGGGGAGGGUCAGAGAGAGAGGCAGACUCCCUGCUGAGCAGGGAGCCUGACGUGGGACUCGAUCCCGGAACUCCAGGACCAUGACCUGAGCCGAAGGCAGUCGCUCAACCAACUGAGCCACCCAGGCGCCCCCUCACUUUUAAUUUUUUAUAUGGUAAAUAUUGAUAAAUACAACCCACAUAAGCAACAGCUCUUUGUAGUCCCUAAUGCUCCUCUUAAGAGUGUAAGUGGAUCUUGAGGCCAGAACUUUUUUUUUUUUUUUAAGAUUUUAUUUAUUUAUUUGGCGGAGAGAAACACACCGAGAGAGGGAACACAAGCAGGGGGAGUGGGAGAGGGAGAAGCAGGCCUCCCGCUGAGCAGGGAGCCCGAUGGUGGGGCUCGAUCCCAGGACCCUGGGACCAUGACCCGAGCCGAAGGCAGAUGCUUAAUGACUGAGCCACCCAGGCGCCCCGAGGCCAGAAUUUUUUAGAACUGAUAAAGGGUAAUAAUGGCUGAGUAGUUCCUCUUGGGACAAUUCUGAACUAGAAACUACAUUGACCCUUAAACAGCGUGGGAAUUAGGGGCAUCAACCUCCCUGCACAGUCAAAUAUCUGCAUUUAACUUAACACCUGCCCCCCCAGCCUCCCACGCUUAACUAAUAAUAGCCUACUAUUGACUGCAAGCCUUACUGAUAGCAUAAACAGUCAAUUAACAUAUUUUGUAUGUUACAUGUAUUAUAUACUGUAUUCUUACAAUAAGCUAGAGAAAAGAAAAGAAAAUGUUAUUAAGAAAAUCGUAAGGGGCACCUGGCUGGCUCUGUAGAGUGUGCAACUCUUGAUCUCUGGGUUGUGAGUUCAAGCCCCAUGUUGGGCCUAGAGCUUAUUUAAAAAAAAAAAAAGAAAAAAUCAUAAGGAAGAGAAAAUACAUGUACAGUACUGUACUGUGUUUAUCCAAAAAAAUCUGCAUAUAAGUGGGCCCAUGCAGUUCAAACUGAUGUGGUUCAAGGGUCAAAUCUGUAACUUGAAAAAAAGCUUUAGAAGCUAUCAGAUGGCAUUUAAAAGUGACAGAAAUCAGGCAGAAACUGGAAUGAAGUCUAUACUUGGUAGAAGGGAACAGAAGUGGAUGAGUUUCCAUUUUUAUGGCUUUUAUCCUGAGAGAAGGCUCCAAUUGGUGACAGGAGGAGCCGGCCAAACUUAGGUUAAUAACCUGUAAUCUUACUUGCUUGAAGAAAAGAGGACAGAGUGCAGAGUGACCACAUAGCUGGAAAGAAAAGGAAAAUCCUAGAAAGGAUUCUGGGGACCCCAAAUAUUGUGUAUAAUUCAGCUUGAAUCUCUUGUCAACCCCCUAAACUUACACAUAUGUCAAACCUCUAUACAGCACACCAACAACUAAAAAAACUGAACCAAGAGGGAGGCAGAAUUUGGAGUUUAAGUCCAGCCAAGUUAAUUGUAACAACAAAGCAAAAACAUCAGUACUUUUUGAAAGAAUAUUACAGAAUCUAGAGUCUUUACCACAGUAAUCACAAUGUCUAGGAUAUUGUCCAAAAUGAAACAGGAAACUAUCACCCUAAUUAAUGGAGAUUGACUCCAAAAUGACCCAGAGUUUGGGCUUGGCAGAGAAGACUUAAAGCAGCUAUUAUAACUAUGCUCAAGAAUGUAAAGCAAAAUAAAGUGGUAAUGUGUCAACAAAUAGGAAAUCUCAACAGAGAAAUAGAAACUAAAAAGGAAUGAGAUGAAAAUUUUAGACCUGGAAAUAUAAUACCUGAAAUUAAAAAUUCACUGAGUUUAACAAAAAUGACAGUCCGUGAACUUGUAGCUUAAUAGAAAGUAUUUCAUCUGAAACAAAUUUUUAAAAUCUUUUUAUGCUUUUUUUUAUUUUUUAAGAUUUCAUUUACCUAUUUUAGAGAGAGAAUCCCAAGCAGACUCUGCGCGGAGUAUGGAGCCCAACAUGGGGCUUGAUCCCAUGACCCUGAGAUCACAAUCUGAGCGGAAACCAAGAGCCAGACCCUCAACUGACUGAGCCACUCAGGCACCCCUGAAACAGAAAAAUUAUUUUAUGUGAAAGUUCUAUAUAAACUUCAUCACUAUAUAUUAGCAUCAGGGAUUGUUACUCUAGGUUUCUUUCUUUUUUUUUUUUUUUUAAGAUUUUAUUUAUAUAUUUGACAGAGACAGCGAGAGAGGGAACACAAGCAGGGGGAGUGGGAGAGGGAGAAGCAGGCUUCCUGCCGAGCAGGGAGCCCGAUGCGGGGCUCCAUCCCAGGACCCUGGGAUCAUGACCCUAGCCGAAGGCAGACGCUUAACGGACUGAGCCACCCAGGUGCCCCUCUAGGUUUCCUUCAAGAUCUAAACUCAGCUCUUCCCUCUGCAUAUGGACUGCCUUCAUAGUGUGUGAAUGGAAGCCAUCUACAGAGUACUCUGAGAUUCUCUCCUCACCUCAGCCAUCUCCUUGCCACUGUCAGAAAGAAAUCCCUCUCUUCUCCAUGGCUGACUGCUACACUUAGACUUUUGCUUGUGUUCCUUCUGGCUUCUGGAGAUUCCACCCCUCUUCAGCCUGAAAGUCUUCUCUGAGCUGAAGGUGCCCAUCAUCAAUGUCUUAUCCUAUCUGUACCUACCCUUUAUGGCCUUUGCUGUCUAACAUUCCCUUGCAGUGAAGAGAUUUUGCUCUGGCUACUUUCACAGACUAUUGUCAGAGGUCGCUAGAAAUCUCUUAGUCACCACACUUGGGGUGUUUGUAAUAGGCCUCAUCCCCAUGUUUCUCUGCAGUACUUUCCACCAUUGGUGGAGCACUCCCCACCCAGGUUCUUGCCUUUCCUUCACCCACCCCCCUUUUCCCCCACUCAAUGUUGAUAUGUUUUCUUAUUACUCCUCUUCUUGUUGUGUCUUUUUUGUGUUGUUUGGGGAUUCAUUCUUAGCUUUUUUUCCCCUCCUAUUUUACUCAAUAGUCCCAUCCACUCCUGGUGGCUUCAGCUGUGUAAUUACAGAGGACCUCCUCUCCCUGUCUAGCCCUGAUCUCUAUAGAGUCCCAAUCCUACAUAAUGUCUCCAUUGAUCACUGAACAUUUCUACUCAGAUGUCCUGGAGUGAACACCUUGAACUCACUGUGUCCAAAAUGAAACUUCUCUUUUAUGAAGCCAGUUUCUAUGCCUCUUCUCUGGCAUUCUGGGACCCUGCCUUUAUAUUGAUACCUAACACAUGACAGUUACUCUGCAAAUAUGACCUGAAGGGAUGAAUGAAUUCUUCCAGUUAUCCAAGCUGGAAUUCUGAGACUUGCCUUUGACUUUAUCUUCCCUGUGGCUGACCACAUCCAGUCUGGCUGCCAAGUCAUGUCAGUUCUAUGUCUGGUGUAUCUCUUGUAUUCCUUCAUUCCCACUGCCAUUACUUGGAUAUUGCAGUGGACUUCUUGCUGGUCUUUAUUUUUCCAUACCUUUCCCUUGCUAAUCUUUUUUAUGUAUUGCUACUAGAGCAAUCUUGACUCAAAGGCCUGAUCAUGAUGAUCAUGAUGAUCAUGAUGAUGGUAAUUGGUAUUUACUGAACACUUACUGUGGCCUCACUAUUUCUUUUUUUCUUUUCUUUUUUUUUUUAAUUUGAGACAGAAUGAGAGGGAGGAGGGUCAGAGGGAGAAGCAGACUCCCCGCCGAGCAGGGAGCCUGAUGUGGGACUCGAUCCCGGGACUCCAGGAUCAUGACCCGAGCCGAAGGCAGUCGCCCAACCAACUGAGCCACCCAGGCGCCCUGGCCUCACUAUUUCUAUGUGCUUAUGUGCAUUAUCUUAUUAAAUCUAUGUAACAACCUGUGAGGUAGAUACUGUAAUUAUCCAUAUUUUACAAGUAAAACCAAGGACCAGAGAGUUAAGCAUCUUCUCAAGAUCACACAGCUAAAUGACAGAAUUGGAAUUUUAAUCCAAGCUGUCUAAUUCCAGAGUCCAAGCUUUAACUACUAUGCUGUUCUCCCUCCUGCAAAAACAUCUUAACAUCAUUCAUUUCAAACACAAGUGGAGUACCUUUCAGUUUUACAUUCGGUACCCUGUGUGAGCUGCCCACAUCUCUUAUUACCCACUUACUUUUGGUUUUUCUAUGCCAAACUGAGUUCUUCAGUUACCUAUAUAUUCACACUCCUCCCUGUAAUUUUAUUCACUCUAUUUUUUCCUGCCUGGAAUGCUAUGUUUACCUUAUGCCUGUUCAUCUAAAUCCAGUUCAAAUGGCUUAUUUUUCAUUGGGUUGCCUGAUAUUGAUCUCCCCUUCAUAACAUGUUCUCUGAAAUGCUCCUUAUGACAUUUGCCACUUUUACUUCAUAUCAUAAUUACCAUGUUUUAUGUUUUCUCUCCCCUAUUAGCCUGCAGUCUUCUUUUAAAAAUUUUUAAAUUUAAAUACAAUUUAAUUAACAUGUACUAUAUUAUUAGUUUCAGAGGCAGAAUUCAGUGUGUCAUCAGUUGCAUAUAACACCCAGUGCUCAUUACUUCAAGUGCCCUCCUUAAUGCCCAUCACACUGUUACCCCAUCCCCUCCUCCAGCAACCCUCAGUUUGUUCCCCAUAGUUAAGAAUUUCUUAUGGUUUGCCUCCCUCUCCAUUUUCCUCUUAUUUUAUUUUUCCUUCCCUUCCCCUAUGUCCAUCUGUUUUGUUUCUUAAAUUCCACAUAUGAGUGAGAUCAUAUGGUAUUUGUCUUUCUCUGACUGACUUAUUUCACUUAGCAUAAUACCCUCUAGCUCCAACCACAUCCUUGCAAAUGGCAAGAUUCCAUUCUUUCAAUAGCUGAGUAGUAUUCCAUUGUAUAUAUACCAUAUCUUCUUAUCCAUUUAUCUGUUGGUGGACAUCUGGGCUCUUUCCAUGUUUUGGCAAUUGUGGACAUCGCUGCUAUAAACAUUGGGGUUCAUGUUAGCCUGCAGUCUUCUUGGUUGCAGCAUGUAAGUAUUUUUCUUCUGUCCCUAGGCCUUGUAUAAUGCAUGCCUUCAAAUAAUUUUUUCUUUAUUAAGUUUCUCUUCAAAAAAUGUUCAGUAAGCGAAGAAUUUAACUGUUACUCAUAGACCAUUAACCACAAGAGUUUUGUAUAUGUGGCUUUUUAGUGUGCCCUUUCUCAUUUCCAUGUGGUUCAGUAGUUCAUUAUACUACUGCACUAUAUAUAUAUGUCUGUGUGUGUAUAUAUAUAUGUAUGUAGAUAGAUCUGGUGAAAAUGUUUAUGAUCUGAGGUUUUUUUUUUUUUUUUUUAACAAUGUGUCAAGCUAGUUUAAACUACUUCAGUUUGAACCAUUUCAUUGAAUCUAAGACACGUGUUUUUCACAUGGUGAAAUCUCCAGCAUACAGUUUUAUUUUGGUUUUUAAAUCUCUCUCUAAUAAAUCGGUGGUGUUUUAGAAUCCGGGUAAUGCGGCAAAUACAAUAAAUAGUGACUUUUAGUUAAAUGGCUUUUGGAACAAUACUCACAAUUUGGAGUUUGGUUUACAUUCAGGUCUCUGUAGGUUCUGUUAUUUUGUUCCCUCUUAUUUCAUUACUGCUUAAAGGCUUUUAAAAUGAGAUGGUAAGGAGUAAGAGUUUUGUUUUUAUUUAUUUUUUAAUUGGGGGAGGUUUGGGAGAAACUUAAUGUUUGAGUAAGUAUAAUUUUUAAAAGUAAUGUAUGAAUAGAAUUAAAAGCAAGUUGCAGGAUUCUUAAAAUACAAUAUUAUUUAUAUAAAAUUUUAAAACAUGCAAAAUAAUACCAUACCUUCUGAAGGGAUACAUACAGAUGCAGUAGGAACAUGAUGAUGUUACAAGACAGUCAUAAACACCAAAGUCUGGGUGAUGAUUACCUUUGGAGGCAAGGUAAUGGGUAGUUAGAAUGAGGGAGAGAUAGUAGGGGGUCUCUACCACAUUUGUAAUGUUUACCUUAUGUGCUCAGGGGUGGCUGGCUGGCCGCAUGUUUGUCACAUUGAUCUCUGUACCUAUUUGUCUAUCUGAAAUACUUCAUAAUUUUUUUUAAUAUUUAAUUUAUUUAUUUGACAGGCACAGCGAGAGAGGGAACACAAGCAGGGGGAGUGGGAGAAGGAGAAGCAGCCUUCCGGAGGAGCAGGGAGCCCGAUGCGGAGCUCGAUCCCAGGGCCCUGGGAUCAUGACCCGAGCCGAAGGCAGACACUCAACGACUGAGCCACCCAGGCACCCCCUUCAUAAUUUUUAAAAAUGAGGGGAAAAGGAAUACAUGUUGGAAUGUACUUAUGAUGUUAAACUUCAAUAAAAAGAUUUAAGUUCAGGGUGCCUGGGUGGCUCAGUUGGUUAAGUGUCCGACUCGAUUUCAACUCAGGUUAUGAUCUCAGGGUCCUGAGAUGGAACCCCACAGCAGGCUCCACGCUCAGCACAGAGUCUGCUUAAGAUCCUCUCCCUCUCCCUCUGCUCCCCACCCCCAGCUCGCUUAAGGCCGUUCUCUCUCUCAAGAAAAAAAAAAAAAAGAAUUUAAGUUUAAACAGUACAAUUCCCCCACCCUGCUCCUUUGUUUCCCUCCCAGAAGCAAAGAUUUCACUCAUUUCUUUGAAUCUUUCCAGAGAUGUGUACAUAAACAAGAAUAUAUUUCUGUAUAAAUUUCUCCCCUACCUUUAAAAUAACCACUCCAUCCCCUUUUGCAUAAAUAGUAGUCUUCUCUGUACAAUUUCGUGCUUUGCUUUUUUUCACUUAAUAUAUCUUAGAGAUUAUUUCAUAUCAGUACAUUAAAUAUGUAAUUUUAAUAAAAAUAGAUUUAACUUUGUAUCAGUAAUAAUUACCUUUUUUGUUUACCAGUUAUUGCCUAGAUUUUAUCCAUUAAUAAGUAUUUGUUUCUGUAUCAGAUUUGUGUAAGCAAAUUAAGCAGCAGGAAAUCUGGGUUUUUACCUAGUUUCCCUUUCCAAACAUUCUUGAGGCUUCCCGAGAUAUCUUGAUGUAUAACCUGACCAUUCCCUAGGCAUCUCCAGUUUGUGGGUCAUGUUCUCUCUGGGAGGUGGAAAGGGAGGACAUUUGGGUUCUGGAGCCCAGUGACCAGGUUUGCCAUCCCCUGCUCUGCCACUUAUUAGCAGUGUGACUUGAGUAAAUUAACUCUUUGUACUGAUUCAGUUUCUUCAUCUGUACAUGCACUGAAUAUUCCCUUUCUUGUAUAGUCAUAUUGAGAGCUAAAUGAGUGAAAAGUGCCUGACACACAGGAAGCACUGUAAAUGUUGGCUAGUUUUAUUAUAUUAUUGAUCACUCAGCUGUCUGCUGCCCAAGCUGUGGCCAGUCUCCGGACAGCUAACUCCACACUCUCAUCACUGACUUCCUUAGACUUUGGUCUCUGGCUAGUGAGGAAACUUCAUUCUCUUCUUCAGAAACUGCUCUUUUAGAGAAGGUUCUCCCAGCUGGCCAGUGAUGCCCUUUAUACGACAGCUGCCUUCUUCUUAAGGCACUGGGUCUGUCUACACAGUCGGGAUGAAGCAGAGCCUCCAAUCUGCCUGGAACUCUGGCACUUUUGAAUCCCUUGCUGCUCACACUAGACUUCUCUGCCAUAAUUCUUAUGCAUGUUUUUCCUCGUGCAUGGUUUUUCCAAGACCAGUGGUCCCAUUCUGUAUUGUUCCUUCAGGAGCCUCCAUGCUUGUAUGUGUCUGAAUCCAGUUAAUAUCAGGGUUUAGGCUCUUUCCAUUGGGUUCCUGGGCCCCAUGUAAAUCAUGGGAUGUGGCUUGGUAUCUAUUUUAAGGGCUCCUGCACAUACUGUGACUGAUCAUGUUUCCCAAACGUACCGUAUGAUAGUUAGAGGGCCAGUGUCCCCUGAGCUCACAGGGCUCCCUACGGAGCACUGACAGCUCUAGCCCAGCCAGGACAGUGAUAUGGACAGUUCUAGCUAACACUUGAAUAGCAGUUUCCAUUACAAGGUGCUUUUCACAUAACUUAACUCCUGUAGCUCUGAGGAAGGGGUCAGUAUGACUAGAAGCACGGUCACAUAGAUAAAAAAAGACAGCCUUCCUUUUGCUUCUGUGUUACUCAUACCAAGCUACCUUCUUAGAUGAAAAAAGACCAUAUUUUGCAGUUUUAAUGAGUGGAUUUAAUGUUAGCUAGGUUUGGGGUGAAAUUAACAGUAUUAAAAACUAUUAAGUAAUCUCGUUUAAAUUUAGGCCUCCUUGUACUCUGUAGGUUUGUGUGAACUGUAGCUAAUUUUGUAAAAAAAAAAAAAAAAAUUGUCCUUUUUCUCAGAGCCACAAUGGACACAGCUAGCCAUAGCCUUGUCCUUCUGCAGCAGCUGAACAUGCAGCGAGAAUUUGGUUUUCUGUGUGAUUGCACAGUUGCCAUUGGAGAUGUUUACUUCAAAGCCCACAGAGCAGUGCUUGCUGCUUUUUCUAACUAUUUCAAGAUGAUAUUUAUUCACCAAACAAGUGAAUGCAUAAAAAUACAACCAACUGACAUCCAGCCUGACAUAUUCAGCUAUUUGUUGCACAUUAUGUACACGGGGAAAGGGCCAAAACAGAUUGUGGAUCACAGUCGUUUGGAGGAAGGGAUUCGAUUUCUUCACGCCGACUACCUUUCUCACAUUGCGACUGAAAUGAAUCAAGCGUUCUCACCAGAGACUGUGCAGUCCUCAAAUUUGUAUGGCAUUCAGAUCUCAACGACCCAAAAGACAGCUGUCAAGCCCGGGCUGGAGGUCAAGGACGCUCCUUCCAGUAACAGUGGCAACAGAGCUGCUGUCCAGGGUGACCACCGCCAGUUGCAGCUCUCUCUGGCUAUCGGGCUGGAUGACGGCACUGCAGAACAGCAGAGGGCCCGUCCUGCCGCCCAGGCCUUGGAGGGGCGCCAGGAGCCCCCAGUGUCCAUCAAGCAGGAGACAUAUGACCCAGAGUCUGCGCUCUCCCAGAGCCACCCCUCACCCUCAUCUGAGGUGACAGGCCCCACUUUCACCGAAAGCAGCAUCAAAACACACUUGUGCCAUUACUGUGGGGAACGUUUUGAUUCCCGUAGUAACCUACGGCAACAUCUCCAUACCCAUGUGUCUGGAUCCCUCCCAUUUGGUGUCCCUGCUUCCAUUCUGGAAAGCAAUGACCUUGGUGAAGUGCAUCCACUUAAUGAAAACAGUGAGGCCCUUGAAUGCCGCAGGCUCAGCUCCUUCAUUGUCACGGAGAAUGAGCAGCAGCGUGACCACUCAAACCAGGGUGCCACAGAGCCUCUGCAGAUCAGUCAAGUGGCUUUGAUCUCCAAAGACACAGAGCCAGUAGAAUUAAACUGUAAUUUUUCUUUCUCAAGGAAAAGAAAAAUCAGCUGUUCCAUCUGUGGUCAUAAAUUUCUCCGAAAAAGCCAGUUGCUAGAACACAUGUAUACACACAAAGGUAAAUCUUACAGAUAUAACCGAUGCCAAAGGUUUGGCAAUGCGUUAGCCCAGAGAUUUCAGCCAUAUUGUGACAGUUGGUCUGAUGUCCCCCUGAAAAGUUCUCGCUCGUCACAAGAGCAGUUAGAUUCACCUUGUGCCUUAGAGUCAGAGCUCACGCAAGAAAAUGCAGACACUAUCCUUGUGGAGUAGCAGUUUCUCCUUCAUGAUGUUUAUACCCAUUUGGAAAAAGAAAAUUCACAUGCAUUUUUAUUCAUGAAUUAUUUUCCUCCUCCACUUCUAUUAACUUUUUUUCUUUACCAUUGAUUCACAGUUUUAAGGUUGUAUAUAUGAGGUCUUCUUAUUGUAAGAUAUACAUAUGGCUAUUAAAAUGUAGCCUUCAAGUAGAGCUAUGAACAUUCGUAAAUCACAAUUUAGAAAUCAGAAAUCAAUGUAGGAACCAUGGAACUUUAAAUAUUUAUAGAAUUUCUAAGUUGUAGUGAAUCAGUAAAACCAAAUUGAAAAUGAAGUAAAUGAAAUAUUUUUUAAAGAACAUUGUAGACUAUCACUUUUGGCUAAUUUUUCACAUGAAUACGCCACUAUGAAGACUAUUUAAAAAUAUUUUCUGCCAUAUAGGAAGUUAAAGUUAUUCUAAUGCAUAACUAUAUGUUAUAAUCUAUACAAAUUUUGCUUUAAGGCGUAGCUAUAAUCAUAAGUAGUUUUAAAAUCACUUUUUUUUUAGAUUUUUUUUUUUUUUUUGACAGAGAGAGAGAUAACAAGAGAGGGAACACAAGCAGGGGGAGUGGGAGAGGGAGAAGCAGGCUUCCCACUGAGCAGGGAGCCCGAUGUGGGGCUCCAUCCCAGGACCCCGGGAUCAUGACCCGAGCCGAAGGCAGACGUCUAACGACUGAGCCACCCAGGCGCACCUUAAAAUCACUUUUUACUUAUUAGCUCUGCAACAUCUUACCUGGCUUUUAUUUUUUGAUAUUGAGCAUACCUCAUUUUUAAUAAAAAAUAUUCUAGUGAAAAGAGAGAAAGGGAGAAGAUUCAGACAUUAAAAUCCUACGGAGAGAAAUAGGAAGAUUCAUAUAUACAGACAAACAUAGAGACAGAUUCAGAUAGAUCUACACUGACCAACACCCAGUGUUGUUACCUUCACCUAGAGCAUUUUCUUAAAGACCAUAAGAACAGUUUGAGAUUUUUUUAUGACCAGAGGUUUACAUCAGUUUUUAAAGAAAAUGAUAAAAUAUAAAUUAUCUUUCUACUCUCAGUGUCAGAGGAUUUUCUAGGCUGCCCAAGCUGAUGUUGAUUUUCUAAGUGUCACUUGAAAAAGUAAUUCUUCAGUGACACAGUUUUCAUUUUUUUCUGAUCCAUAACUAGCAGAGUAGAUACAGUCAAUGUCCUUGAAGUAUGUCUAAAAUCCAUGAUAACUCUCCCUUUGUGAAUAAACUUAGCUCCGUUUUAUAGCAGUGAAACUUACAAAGCUAUAACAUCAGAAAAAUUAAAACUGAUGAACUAAACGAUAGAUUCUCCUUCUUUCUGUAGCUGGGGGAGAGCUGGUGAAACUUCAUCACAAAGGAUGGACCUAAAUUGUUUCUGAAAUGUUUACAUUUCAAAGAUUAGAUAGUCCAGAAUAACAAAAGAGAGAGGCUUUGAAACAGCACCAUCUUUUUUGUAUGCUGCCCGGUUCAGAGCCUCACAGACAUGUUAGUAGAUCUGGUUUGUGAGGCUUAGAAAUUACGUGUAUACAGAAACUCUGAGCUCCUUUAUGACGGCGUCCUUCUGAGGACACCUCCUGACAGUGUCAGGGUUCAGUCAGAAGGGAGCCUCUAGCUCAUUCUGAGGGCACAAAAGGUUUUCUGUGGGUAAACAGUGAGGUUAGGUGAAUUAUGAAAUGAUAAGUUUUUCUUGAAGGCUGAAUGAAGAAACCACUGGGCAUUGUCUAAGGCCGUUGAGUUUCCGUCUCAGACAAAUGACUAAAGCUUCCUGGGGUCAAGAUUGAAAUGUGUUGAGAAAGAAAUCUAGCUAUUGAUAUAGGAUCAAUUAUAUUGGGAGUGGUUAAAAACAAAUGUGUUGCUCUUUGGGGUCAGAACUUCAUCUAGUCUUAAGUCAUUUAAGCAAUUUUUCAAAUUUACACUACCCUCAAAGAUUUCAUCUCAUAGGAUGAACACAAAUAUUAACAUUGAUUUCGUAUUUUAGGCUAUUCAGGAUAUAUUCCCUAGCCUUCUUCAAGUAAAAUUUUAUUUUUCUCAUUAGGAUAACAAUUUUUUCUGAUUUCUUUCUUCUCUGUUCUUUCCUUCCUCCCCAGUCGUUAGUCCUUGACACGGGAAAUGUGUAGCUAAAGGGUGGAUUGAGGGUGCAUAUGAGUUGAGGGGUAGUGCAGCACUUCAGGGCAGAGUCUGAAGAAAUUGUUAAGAGUUUGCUGUGGCUGAUUAGCCAUGGCAGACAACAUUAAUUUAAAGCUGAAAUAUACCUCCAUUUGUUGGGUGUUAAGAAUGUAAUGGUUAACUGUAUUUUUAUUAUCAUUCAUAUAGUUCCUUUUGAUAUUAGAAGUUCAAAGCAAAUUUUCUUUCUUUAGUCUUUUUUUUUUUUUAAGAUUUUAUAUCUUUGAGAGAGAGAGGGAACACGAGUGGAGGGAGGGUCAGUGGGUGAGGGACUAGCAGACUCCACGCUGAGCAGGGAGCCCGAUGUGGAGUUCAAUCCCAGCACCCUGGGAUCAUGACCUGAGCCCAAGGCAGACACUUAACCGACUGAGCCACCCAGGCACCCCUUUCCUUAGUCUUCAUAGUAUUCUCUGUUUUAGGAAGUGGAAAAAUAUUAACUCCAUUUUAUAGAAAAAAAAGUCCCAAGAGGUGGGUUCUAGAGAGCCAGUGAAUAGUGGUGUGGGGACUGACCCCACUUUAAUUUUUUUCAUUCAUUCGACAGACAUAUUUUUAAAAUAACAGGCCUGGUGCCUGGGUGGCUCAGUCGUUAAGCAUCUGCCUUUGGCUCAGGUCAUGAUCCCAGAGUCCUGGGAUCAAGCCCCGCAUCGGGCUCCCUGCUCCGCGGAGAGCCUGCCUCUCCCUCUCCCACGGCCCCUCUUUUGUUCCUGCUCUUGCUAUCUCUCUCUGUCAAACAAAUAAAUAAAAUCUUAAAAAUAAAAUAAAAUAAAAUAACUGUUAUAUGAUUAAUGAAUGCUGUGCCCUGAGUGUAUUUUUUUAAGACAUGAUUCCUUACUAAGAAAAUCUGUUUUGGAUAAAAAAAGUUUCUUCCAGCUAAACCCUUUAGUUUUGACCAUGUCAUCUGCAAAAUGGAGCCAAAAUCUUAACCAUAUAAUACAGUUUGCAUAAUGGUUACCAAGCUCUUCAAACGGGAAAUGCUAUAUGCACCUUAAUCAAUGUAUUAGGCAAAUACUAAACAGACAUUUUCUUCUUGGAUCAGCUUAGAAUUUUCCCUUCUUUCCAGAUCCUACAUAUAGUUCUUUUCUGGAGAAAAACAGACUUGUUUCAGUAUUUGUCACCAUUAGCAUAUUGUCACAACUCUGGAACUCAUAAAGUGAAGUCUGCCUUAUAAGAAAACCAAAAUUUCUUUAAUAAAGCUAUUUUUUUUUUCUUAAAGAUUUUAUUUAUUUAUUCGACAGAGCGAGAGAGUACAAGCAGGGGGAGCAGUAGAGGGAGAGGGAGAAGCAGGCUUCCUGCUGAGCAGGGAGCCGGAUGUGGGGCUCCAUUCCAGGACCCUGAGAUCAUGACCUGAGCCAAAGGCAGACGCUUAACCAUCUGAGCCACCCAGGCGCCCCGAAAACCAAAAUUUCUUGAUUUAUGUAUCUUGAGAUUAUUAUUUCAUGCUCUGCUUUUCUGAUUUCCCAUUUGUAAAGUGGAUAUUAGUAAUACCUACCUCAGAGGGGUGUUGUGAGGAUUUGUAUUAAAAUUUUGUUAAGUUUGGGGCACCUGGGUGGCUCGGUUAGGUGGGCGUCUCUUGAUUUCAGCUCAGGUUAUGAUAUCAAGGUCCUGAGAUCGAGCCCCACGUUGGGCUCCAUGCUGGGAGUGGAGCCUGCUUAAGAUUCUCUCUCCCUCUCCCCCUGCCCCUCUACCCCCUUCUCUAACAACAAAAAAAUUGUGUUAAGUUCUCUUUAGUAUUUUUUUUUUAAGAUUUUAUUAUUUAUCUAUUUGACAAAAAGAGACACAGCGAGAGAGGGAACAUAAGCAGGGGGAGUGGGAGGGGGAGAAGCAGGCCUCCUGCCGAGCAGAGAGCCCGAUGUGGGGCUCGAUCCCAGGACUCUGGGAUCAUGACCUGAGCCGAAGGCAGACGCUUAACGACUGAGCCACCCAGGUGCCCCUCUCUUAGUAUUCUCAAUAAAAACCAACCAUAUAAAGAAAACUAUAUGUGUUCUAUAGCUAAACCUAUUAACUUCAGGAUUCCAACCUGUAAACUCUAGAAUGUCUUAGAAGCAGUCAUAUAUUAUUUAAUACUCAGUAAUUAAUUGACACAAUUCUUAUUUUUUAGAAAUAUUCUAAACAUAUUGUUUAGACAGUAAUGUUGCUGGAAUUCCUUUUCUACUGUAGUUUAACCACCCGUACUUCUCUUUAGCCUUUAGGAAGAAGGAUAUUAGUUCUUUGGUAUUACAGGGAAUAAAACCUUGCCAGUUUCAGCCUCCUGGAAAGUUCCCCCAAACAUAUUGUUUACAUAUGGGAAAAGGAACAAAAGCAAUGGAGAAAAUAUCGUUUUCAUUUCUUUGAUGUAGAUCAUCUAAAAAGUAAAUAGGGACAAGAAAUAGAGUGGGGUUAAUAGCAUAGUGAUUCAUUAUUGGAAGGAAUUCAUAAUGGAAAGGCCUCACUUUAUUUAUUUUUUUAAAAGAUUUUAUUUAUUUGACAGAGACAGAGCGAGGGAGGGAACACAAGCAGGGGGAGUGGGAGAGGGAGAAGCAGGCUUCCCGCUGAGCAGGGAGCCCGAUGCGGGGCUCGAUCCCAGAACCCUGGGACCAUGACCUGAGCCGAAGGCAAACACUCAACGACUGAGCCACCCAGGCACCCCGGGAAAAGUCUCACUUUAAACGGAAGGAAAUACAUAUUAAUCAUGGAAAAAGAGAGUCUGGAAGAUGGUACAAUUCCAUUAAUGUUUAUCUGCACAGGCAAAUUCUUACUUUGUAACCCAGAUCCUUGAUAAGUGUAAUUUUUUUAGUAGUUUUUGAGGUAAAAUAAGCCACAUGAAGAGUUUCUAUAAUGUAAUUUGUGUCUGUAUGUUUUAAACUAAAUGUAGCUCUGUGGUAUUUUAUUAUAAUUUUUAAAUUUCUACGAGUGAAAUCUAGAACUGAUUGUUCUCUGCUGUAUUGCCAUGUUUGUAUGGUUGGACUCUUUGAAAACUGGUAGGAUUAUACAGUCCCAAGUCUGGAUGUCUUAAAUACAAGGAAUCACAGACUGAUUUCUGUCUUCAAGACCUGGAAGAAUCUGUUGUGCGUCAGUGUGCAUCUGUGCUACAUUCGAUUACUUAGUAGAUUCUGCUCCAACGCAUUGGACAUGAACUGCCAUCAACUCUUCUGUUUUGUGCCAAAUAAAGUCAUUUAGUCAGACUAGAUCAGAUAUCAACUUAAACUCGUUUCAGAGAAACUUGGAUUUCAAAAAUGUGUGCAAUAAAAAAGGCCCAGUGAAGAAAUCUUCCACGUACAAGUAACACAUGGCGAAUCCGGAGACUGGUGAGCAGUGCACUGUAUGGCUGAGCUCUUCCACCUUAUGGACUUUGAGUUUGCUUCAGAAACAUUAUUUUAGAAAGUUUGGUAUCCUCUGUUUGGAAUGAAAACAGUGCAUUUCAUGUAUUUUAUCAUGGCAAAUAAAUUAAUGUGACUUGAUUAUAAACAAAA